Misgurnus anguillicaudatus (oriental weatherfish) is the source of this 1176-nucleotide messenger RNA. It is a transcript of the gene igflr1, whose product is annotated as IGF-like family receptor 1. NCBI's taxonomy places the organism in Eukaryota, Metazoa, Chordata, Actinopteri, Cypriniformes, Cobitidae. Gene Ontology annotation, molecular function: protein binding. Gene Ontology annotation, cellular component: plasma membrane. The record is from RefSeq and is a predicted model, not a curated record.
UAUGAAGUCGAACACACAUCACCAUGCGGUGAGCGCGCUCUCUCCUACAGAUAAACUGAGCGCACGGUGACGUGAAAAGAUAAAUGUGUACGUCGUGCAAAUAAGAGCUUGUAGCCUACACCGAGUUCAUAUCAGUUUAUACGAGGACAAGCACGCAUCCAGCAGCGUCAAUGACUUCUGACAUUUGCGUAGAUGGGCAGUACUUUGAUCGUGAUGAGCAUAAAUGUGAACCAUGCAAAGAUAAAUUUAAUUUUAGAAAGGGUUUCGAAUUCACUUCAAAUUGCGGACUGGACGAUCAUAGUAACGUAGUUGAUAGUAUAUACCAAAUCUGCAGAAAAGGAACAUUUAACGAUGGAUCGUUUGAAAAAUGCCAAAAAUGUACCCAGUGCUUAUAUGCGACUUUGUCUCCCUGCAAUUCUGAAUCCAAUGCCGUCUGCUGCCAAGAAAGGGAGUUUGUCAAAGAUGGACAUUGCGUUGUUCGACCAGUGACGACCACAGUGAUACCAACUACGAGUAGAAACCUUAGCACGCCUGUGUCCUUCACUGAACCAAGCACCACUCAAGCACCUACCCACCCUCGUGUCAUUAAUGAGACAGCGUUGUUUGUAUGUGUAGGGUUUUUGUCUGUCCUUACUUUGCUCUGCAUGUUGUUUAUCCUAAGAAGAAGGACCAGACGUUCAAACCGAGAACAGAACUCCAAUGGAGAGAUAAGGGAAAUCCUGCCAAAUGAAAGUCUUCCUCAAAAAGUUGUUUUUGAGAAUAAAAAUGCGGACUGGUCACCGUCUGUCUUUUCAAGUAAACUGUUAGCUCCUGAGAUCCAGAAUGCCUCUUUGAACACAGUGCUGAACAACCUGGAUGUGCUCGAGGAACUUGUUUUGUUAUUGGACCCAGACAUCUCUGGUGCCAAAAACACCCGUCACCUUGCUGCCCAAUGCUCAUUUUCCUUUGCCUGGAUCAAUUAUGCUUACUUAAUGAAGGACCACAAAAGCCCUCUUGUCGCUGUCCUGGAGGGGGUCGUCGCCAAAAACCCAGACUGGACUGUCGCUGAUUUUGCUAGAUUGUUAACUGCUAUCGGCCGCAACGAUGCAGUGGAGAUUUUAACAAAGCUUCAUGUUAAUGUAUAAAGCUUUUUGUAUAAUCAAUGCCAGUAUUAAAAGAUGAUGAAGAUAACAUGAA